UCAAAAAGUGUCAGAAAUGGGCACCAUCACAUUUUCUUCUUGGUUUUUCCUACCAAGUCUCUUGUUGCUUUUAUGUUUGUACAAUGAAGUUGCUUUUGGUGGUGGCUAUAGCUAUACUUCUCCUCCUCCACCUACUCCUAGAUGCCCUCCUCCUCCACCACCACCACCACCUCCUCCUCCUCCACCUAAAUGCCUUCAUCCUCCUCCACCACCACCACCACCACCACCACCACCUCUUAAACCCAUUUGCCCCCCACCUCCACCGCCACCACCUCCGCCGCCUCCACCACCUCCACCGCCACCACCUCCAGACCCCUACUCGAGAUUAAAAGAGGCCAACAAAGUACUUCAAAAGUUCAAAUUUAAAGUCAAGGAUGACCCAAAAGGGUGUGUAAAGAACUGGAAUGGCGAGUACCUAAAAGUAUGCAACUACACUGGCAUAGCCUGUGCCAAUUAUCCAACGGACAAGAAACUAGCAGUUGCUGGAAUAGACUUCAAUGGGUGUGGGCUCAACGGUCACAAUAAUCAACUUCUACUCUCUGAAUUCGUUGAAGAGUUAAAAGACCUAACAUUCUUCCACGCAAACUCCAACAAUUUCACCGGUGACAUCCCCAGCAAAAUAUCCGAAAAUCCAUACUUCUACGAGCUGGACCUUAGUAACAACAAGCUCUGUGGCAGUUUCCCCUAUCAAGUUCUUGCUGCCAAAUAUUUGACUUUCUUGGACCUCCGGUUUAACGAUUUCGCUGGCACAGUUCCACCUAAAGUGUUCACCUUAGAUGUGGACGUACUUUUCAUCAACAACAACAAAUUCCAGCAAAACCUUCCAAGUAAUCUUGGCUCCACGCCAGCCCUUUAUCUCACUCUGGCCAACAACAUGUUCACUGGGCCAAUCCCAAGAACCAUUGGCCAGGCUUCAGAAACCCUUCUUGAGGUGCUCUUCUUGGGCAACAAUCUCACUGGGUGCUUGCCAUCUGAAAUUGGGUUAUUAAAGAAGGCCACAGUUUUUGAUGUGAGCUUCAACCAGUUGAUAGGUCCAAUACCACAGUCAUUUCAGUGCUUGGUCAAAAUAGAGCUGCUCAACCUGGCUCGAAACCAGUUCUAUGGGGAGGUUCCUGAGGCUGUUUGUGAGUUGCCUAAUCUGUCUAACUUCUCCUUAUCAUACAACUACUUCACUCAGGUUGGUCCUAAAUGCAGGAAUUUGAUUGGCAAAAAGAUACUUGAUGUUAGGAAAAAUUGCAUUCUAGGCCUUCCUAAUCAGAGAUCAGAGGCUGAUUGUACUGCAUUUUUCUCCAAGUGCCCCGCUUGCCCCAAUCUGCAAUCCUUGCACAAAGUAAUUUCAUGUAAGCAUUAUACAGGUUCACUUGGUGCCUCUGAUAAUCAACCAAUGGCUGUAGCUCCGUCACCAAGAUCCUAUGAUACUCUUAAACCGCAUAGGUUGUGAUUUUCCUGCUCUAAAUUGACUUAAUAAGGUUAAGUCAUGAUCCAUGAAGGGCCUUUGUAUUGUAUUUGCCUGUCUGUUUAUUCUCUUAACAUUUGUAAAGUUAUAAAUAAGCAAUGGCCAUCUUGACUUGAGCAGAUGGUAAUUGAUGGAAGUAAUGUAUCACUGAAUAUCGUCGAUCAUAAAUGGAUUCAUCAGAUUGUCUUCAUGA
Molecule: messenger RNA, 1649 nt
Organism: Quercus lobata
Lineage: Eukaryota; Viridiplantae; Streptophyta; Magnoliopsida; Fagales; Fagaceae
Product: leucine-rich repeat extensin-like protein 6
Exons: 1
Coding region: 17-1441 (474 amino acids)
Source: RefSeq, a predicted model, not a curated record